Molecule: messenger RNA, 423 nt
Organism: Penicillium daleae
Lineage: Eukaryota; Fungi; Ascomycota; Eurotiomycetes; Eurotiales; Aspergillaceae
Exons: 2
Coding region: 1-423 (140 amino acids)
Source: RefSeq, a predicted model, not a curated record
AUGCAGCUCAAGCCUUACGCCGACAUAGCACUCAUCAACGCUAUGUUAUCAAGCGCUACAGCAGAAGACGAUUUUGACAAAGCACAGGCCACCGUAUCAGCAAUUCUCCACUACUACUUCCUCAUCGCAGACGGCUUCCUUGUCACAUUUCACAGUGGGACCCCACAGAAACUACCUCACUACUUCCUCAUCCGACGAAUGGAUAAGAACGAAGAAGAGAUAAGGUUAUGGGCUGUGCUCUUCAUGCCCAAAGAGGGUGAAAGCACAGACUGGGUCGACCAACUUUAUCAAAUGCUGCAAACCGGAAUUCCAGGGAUUCCAGAGAGAAGAUUUCGUUUCGAGAAGAGCAAUCUGAACAGACAUGAACACUCUUACUAUCUGGGUCACAAGCGCAGAGAGUCACUCGAGCUCAAGUCAAUCUAA